AUGAAGACGUCUUUGAUCAAGGCGACAGAAUCUUGUCACAAUCCCCACGUCACACACAGCCCUGUCCCCAUUGAAGAGUCACAAUCCUGCGUCACACAUAGCCCUGUCCCCAUUGAAGAGUCACAAUAUGGCGUCACAGACAGCCCUGUCCCCAUUGAAGAGUCACAAUCCCGCGUCACAGACAGCCCUGUCCCCAUUGAAGAGUCACAAUCCCGCGUCACACACAGCACUGUCCCCAUUGAAGACCCUGUCCCCAUUGAAGAGUCACAAUCCCGCGUCACAGACAGCCCUGUCCCCAUUGAAGAGUCACAAUCCUGCGUCACAGGCGUCACAGACAGCCCUGUCCCCAUUGAAGAGUCACAAUCCUGCGUCACAGGCGUCACAGACAGCCCUGUCCCCAUUGAAGAGUCACAAUCCCGCGUCACAGACAGCCCUGUCCCCAUUGAAGAGUCACAAUCCCGCGUCACACACAGCACUGUCCCCAUUGAAGAGUCACAAUCUCGCGUCACACACAGCCCUGUCCCCAUUGAAGAAGUCACAAUCCCCGCGUCACACACAGCCCUGUCCCCAUUGAAGAGUCACAAUCCCCGCGUCACACACAGCCCUGUCCCCAUUGAAGAGUCACAACCCCGCGUCACAGACAGCCCUGUCCCCAUUGAAGAGUCACAAUCCUGCGUCACAGGCGUCACAGACAGCCCUGUCCCCAUUGAAGAGUCACAAUCCUGCGUCACAGGCGUCACAGACAGCCCUGUCCCCAUUGAAGAGUCACAAUCCCGCGUCACAGACAGCCCUGUCCCCAUUGAAGAGUCACAAUCCCGCGUCACACACGGCCCUGUGCUCAUUAAGAGUCACAAUCCCCGCGUCACAGACAGCCCUGUCCCCAUUGAAGAGUCACAAUCCCCGCGUCACACACAGCCCUGUCCCCAUUGA
This is a messenger RNA of Physella acuta, 930 nucleotides long. Its product is annotated as cell surface glycoprotein 1-like. NCBI's taxonomy places the organism in Eukaryota, Metazoa, Mollusca, Gastropoda, Physidae. The record is from RefSeq and is a predicted model, not a curated record.